Serendipita indica DSM 11827 is the source of this 516-nucleotide messenger RNA. NCBI's taxonomy places the organism in Eukaryota, Fungi, Basidiomycota, Agaricomycetes, Sebacinales, Serendipitaceae. The record is from the annotation of a GenBank genome assembly.
AUGUCUAUCCGCCUGGUAAUGUCUAGUGAUUCCCUGCACAACACGACGUUUUCGUGCGAUAAUAUGGGCAUCCAUUACGACGUAUCCAAGGAGGAUAAAGCCAUAUCUAUUUACCGCUGGGAUAAUAGAUUCAACCAGAAGAUCCUCGUCGGCCAGAUCCAAUUUCACUUAAUUGGCAACGACCAAGUCCGCAUAGGGCAACAUGGAGAGUGGAGGAAAAGAAGAGACAUUCUGACCACAGAGGGAGGCAGUUCAAUGUCUAGAGCGCGAACAUUUCAUGGGAAUGAUGGCGUUAAGUAUAGAUGGAAAUUUCACUGGGAUUCGCUCCGGCUUUGCUAUGCGGACAAGAAUGCGCCUAAUCAAGAACCUCUGCUCAUAUACCACCAAUCCAGUUCGUCAAGAACGCAAUCGUACCUUGAAAUUCAUGAUCCCACGAUUCUGCCAGCACUCGACAGCAUUAUUGUCACAUUUGUUGUAAUGGAGAAGAAACGUAGGGACUCCGACGAGGCCGCAUAA